Nematostella vectensis (starlet sea anemone) is the source of this 4188-nucleotide messenger RNA. Its product is annotated as WASH complex subunit 2. The transcript is spliced from 11 exons. The record is from RefSeq and is a predicted model, not a curated record. The coding region runs from base 202 to 3618 and encodes 1138 amino acids. Lineage: Eukaryota; Metazoa; Cnidaria; Anthozoa; Actiniaria; Edwardsiidae.
CUGCUCACUCCUGAAGUGCUUUUGUAAUACAAUCGCUGGGCACGGAAUGUCACUUUAAGGGAUAAGCUUUUUCUAUCGUGAAAAAGUACCAUGAUUACUGCUAUCCAUCAAUAGAAAUGAAGUGGAAGUAGCGUUCUCUCUUCUUUGAUUCAAGCUAGGUUAUAUCGUCGACGACAACUUGAGUAAUUAAUCAUAGAAACGAUGUCUUCAGCCGAGAAAUCCGGAAAGACAAAAAUCAAGAAAGGGCCUCCUGCGAAAUCUAAACCAUCGACACCAAAAGGAAAGGAUGCCCCUUUAAAUGAGGAGAAAUUCCGAGGGGACGGCGUCCACUUCAAAUGCAAGCUUCUUGGUUUGAAGGAAGUUAGUGGUCCAAGAGGAGAUACUAUUUGUAUUGAUGCGAUCAAGAAGUUAAAGCAACAAAUAAAGCAAACAGGAGAACACAAGCAGAAGAUUAUUAUGGCUGUCAAUUUGAGGGGAAUACGAAUUCUGGAUGAGAAGAGCAAGGCCCUUGUCUAUGAGCAUGCUAUCAAUAAAGUGUCAUUCAUCACCCAUGAUCCGGAGGAUAAGAAGAUCUUUGGCUAUGUAUGUAGUCAAGCAACAGGCCACAUGUUGUAUGCUAUCAAGUAUGACAAAGUGGCUGGUGUCAUUACUGCUACUCUAUAUGAACUCUUUCAAGUGGUUUUCAAGCUGAGACAAGAGGCUGCCCAGCGAAGGAAUGCCCAGAAUGAUGUCAGUCAAGCUGUCACUAAUGGCCCUAACAAUGCAACUGCACAGAUGGACACCAACAUUUAUGAGGAACCAGCAAGAUCUACCCCUGACACACCCUCUUCAGCUGAAAAAGCUCCUGAUGCACAUUACAAGGUUCCAUCCUCUAGACCGCUACCCCCGGCACCCUACGGUUCAGCUAAACAGGAUCAACAGGAAACAGAAAUAACUAACAGUCAAGCGCCUGAUACUCCGACGUCAUUGACAUUCGCAUCAGAUUCAUUAUUUGGUACUGCUGUUAUUAAUCAAGGCGAAAAUGCUGCGGAAACAGAAUCUUUAUCAUCGAUGGACAUGAUCAGGAAGGGUUCCAUCUCAUCACAGUCAUCUGACACUAGAAGUGUGGACUCUAAAACUAGUGCCGGCCAGGUGAUUGCCAGCGAAGCUGCUUCAACUCCUCCCAUAAACAAAGCCAAAGAUGAACAGGUUGUUCUCAAAACUGCAGGAUUCCACACUUCCUUUGAAGAAGAACCAAACUACGAGACUAUACAACCGGGUGAUUACGAGACCAUCCCGAAUUUCCCUGCAAAGGAAACGAAAGCCAAAAAAAUUGUAGACUUCAACAAAUUUUCCGAAUCCGAUAAUGGGGAUGUUAAUCUCGAUGGUAUUGAAGAUGCCAAGUCUAGCAAUCCUUCAGGGAACGAAAGUGGCUUUGCUCGUUUUGAUAACAAUGACAUGUUUGCCUCAUUUAGUGAUGGUUUUGGGACUCCAAACUCUGCCCACCAUACCCCAAAAGAUGACCCAGUUGCACCCAGCGCAAGCGAGGAGAGUAAAGACACACUUGCUUCUAUUAACGCAUUUGAAAGCGAAUUUGGAUCAGACGAGUUCUCCAAGUCUGUCCCAUCUCAAGAAAAACAAAAAGAUGACCUAGGUACACCCAAGGAAGAGGACUCAAAAGCCGAACAAUUUCAUUUAUCGUGGAGCACAGCAUUUGACGAUGAGCCAGAUGAAAAAAUUGAAACGCAAAAGCUAGACUCAGGGGCGGUCUCCUUUAGAUGGGAUGAUGCGUUUGGUUCUUCUGUUAAUCAGGCAGAAGCCACACAAGAUUGGACACAGGCUGUCAAGGAAGGUGAAGUCAGUGAAGAAACGAAAACAGCCAUGUCAUUUGAUUGGGAUGAUGCCUUUGGUAUCGGGUCAGCCGAAGAAAAGAUAGAUGGCGCUGUUGAAGGCAAACAGUUAAGUGAUGCAGUUACUAAUGCCACAGACGAUGUUCAAGCAACUCUCGAAGGGAAUGACCAGAAAGUAAUAUCGGCAGACAAACUGGAAGGGAGUGAAUCGGUCCCUUGGGAUGCCUUCGGACAGGAAGAACGUAGACUACCAGAUACUGCAGAACAAAAAGAUACCAAAGAACAAGUUUUAAAGCAGGGACUAACGUUGGACCUCUCUUGGGGUAGUGCAUUUGUAGAUAAGGAAACAACUAAACAAGAUAAACAGAAACCAAAAGAAGAUAAUAAAAUGGAAAAUGUUUCCAAGCCCUUAAGCGACUUGGACUUCUCUUUGAGUAGUGCAUUUGGAGAGAAAGUCACAGAGAAACACGAAAAGCCGAAACUAGAAUAUUCCAAUGGAAAUAAAGCUGUCAAGAUAGAAACAGAUUCAAAAGAGAAACAGGAUGUGGAAAUCUCUUGGAGUAACGCGUUUGGAGAUGAGGCCAAUAAACAAGACGCGGAAGAAGUAAAGAUCGAGCCUGACACUCCUUUGGACAAUGCGUUUAGAGAAAAUGACCUAGGAGACGUCAAGUCGAAUAAACCUGAAGAGGCAUUCACGUGGAAGGCAGCCUUUGGUGUGGCUGAAAAUAAAAGUGCUAGCGAAGAUGGUGCAAAUACGCAAAACGCAUUUGGAGAAGGCUGGGGUGCAUUUGAUUCAGAAAAUAAAAAAGGUAAAGAUAGACAGAACGAUACAAACAUCUUUGCCAACUUUGGAAGCCUCCAACCAGAUAUCUUUCAGCCAAAUAAUAAUGUCCAUAAAGCUCCUGUCGCCGCCAAUGACGAAAGCUCAGAUGCAGAUAAAUUAGGAUUAGAUCCUGACUCCACGAAGAAACCUACCGAACCCAUAUAUAUCAACAGAAAAUCCCUGUCAUCACCAGAGCCUGAGUCGGCCGUUGAACUCUCUAGACCAGACUCCCUUACCAUGGAAGCACCUACAACUAAAACUGAUCGACCCCUAUCACCAUCAGCUCCACCACCACUACCUCCGAGACCGGUUGGUGCCCCACCCUCCCUCCCCCCAAGACCCCGCACUAGGCCUCUCCCUCCUAAAAGUGACACACCACCUCCACCACCACGCCCAGCUGCUGAUGAGUCUCAAGAGAUGUCAAGGACGAGGGGACCAAAAGAUGGAAGGAAGCCUCCACCGCCGCCCCCUCCACGGGUUGACCUGGAAGGAGCGGUAGUAGGUGAUACCAGUGCCCCUCCGUCAGCUGUUGCGUCAAUACCAAACACUUGGGAAACAUCUGCUGAUACAACAGGAACCGGAAACAAAAGCACAACUUCGCCAGAUCCAUUUGGAGACGACUUCUUCACCGAUUUCAGUUUCUCUGCAAAAGAAUCUGUAAAAACAAACAAUACAAACCAGGAAAAGUUCUUGUCAGAUCCAUUUGCUGACAAGAACGGCGAGAAUGAUGCUUUUGCUGCAUUUGGUAGUGACACAUUCGAAGCUUUUGGGUCAAGCACUGACAAACAGGACUCUGGGUUUUCUGGAAUACCGACAAUGGAUCCCUUCAGUGAUACCAGCGACCCAUUUGCAGACAAAGCUGUUAUGGAGGACCCAUUUGCUGUCAACGUCAAGGAUGCAGAGUUUAAGACAAACGCAUUCCAGUUAAAUGAGGAUCCUUUUAAUGAGGAGGACUCUUUCGCCUGAGGUAGUUAUGGGUCAUGUUCAAUACAGCAAUGUUCAGGGUGUCGCUGGACUACUGCCAUAUGACAUUCCCGAAGGAUAUUCUGAUUAAGUGAUGUAUAGUUAGUAUGACCAGAUUAAUAAUAAUUUGUAUAUACCAUUUAUUUGUACAUAUAAUAUCAAUCAGAACAGUAUAUUUUAUUAUUGAUUUCGAUAAAGAUUUAAGAAUAUAACUAGGAUCUUACCUAAAAGAGAUGUUUGUACCAUUUUAUGCCCGAUUAAAAAGUUGUUAGUGCAGAUUACUAGUAUAUUUAGGGAAUGGCGUUGUUUAUUUUUCUAUACAAGAUGCAUGCUUAGGAGACAAUUAUGCCAGAACUGCUAUAACAAAACUGACUGUACAUUCAGAAGUUGUUUGAAUAGAUAUUCUUUUAUUGUACAGUGAAACUUUGAUCGCAAGAUUGUUUUGGUUGUCCCCUUUAUUUCUAGUACUAUGGGGAACCUAAACAGUAGAAAAGCACUAAGGGGAAACUCGCUCUUAUACAGUUUUCCUAUUGUAUUUGUCUAUUAUUAAAUUGAAUAAAAAAGUAAUUGUUA